AUGAAAAAUGCACAAACAGACGAGGAAACGAAUAUGAAAGUCAGUGCCAUGAAUUAUUAUUCGUAUCAAUUAAUGAUUCGUCAAGACGUUGAGAACCACAUUCUGAAAUGUCGACAAUUAUUCCAUCAAUACAUCGUCGACAUGUACGCGAAGAUUGAAACCGAACGACCCCUAUAUAUUCGAUUGAAUCAAACCGAGUUGCGUUCUGAAGAGUACAUCCAUUUGCGAGACACAAUCGUUAAUGAUGGUAACGUGAAUCCAAACGAAUUGGGAAGAAUAGUCAUAUUACCAAACACACAGAUCUUCGGUGGUACAUUCACGGGGAGUCCACGGCACAUGCAUGAAUACGCACAAGAUGCGAUGACAUACGUUCGCGUAUAUGACUGUCCAGAUUUGUUCAUCACAUUCACAUGCAAUCCAACAUGGGAUGAAAUUAAAGAACUUCUGUUAGCUGGACAAUCAUCUCCGGACCGCCAUGAUAUUACCGCACGCGUAUUUAAACAAAAAUUAAAAGCUUUGAUGGAUUUUAUUAACAAGCAUCACGUUUUUCGAAAGACACGAUGCUGGAUGUAUUCCAUUGAAUGGCAGAAAAAAGGAUUGCCACAUGCACAUAUUUUGGUUUGGUUAAUCAACAAAAUUACGUCAGAUCAAAUUGACCAAAUCAUCUCAGCAGAAAUACCAGAUAAGGACAUUGACCUAGACUUAUUCGACGUCGUUACCAAAAAUAUGAUCCAUGGUCCAUGUGGCGCAUUCAAUAACAAUUCUCCAUGCAUGUCUGAUGGGACAUGCACGAAACGAUACCCAAGAAACUUGGUUUCUGAUACCAUCACUGGCAAUUACGGAUACCCACUAUAUUGUCGACGAUCAGUUGAGGAUGGCGGCAAAUCCAUCGUUCUGAAAGUACGAAACGUUGAUGUUGAAGUCGAUAAUCGUUGGGUUGUGCCAUAUUCACCGUUGCUCUCAAAGACAUUCAAAGCACACAUUAAUCUUGAGUAUUGCAAUUCAGUGAAGUCGAUCAAAUACAUUUGCAAAUAUGUCAUCAAAGUAAGCGACAUGGCAGUCUUCGGAGUAGGGAAUAUGGCCGCACAGCUCGAUGAAAUCAACCAAUACCAACUUGGACGCUACAUUAGCAGCAAUGAAGCAGUAUGGCGCAUCUUAUCAUUUUCAAUCCAUGAACGACAUCCAACAGUAGUACACUUGGUGGUGCAUCUCGAGAAUGGACAGCGCGUGUACUUCACAGCAGACAACUUUACCACCGGCAACAACUUUAACUGCAUUUUACUCACUGUGCAAGGAUGA
This is a messenger RNA of Rhagoletis zephyria (snowberry fruit fly), 1299 nucleotides long. RefSeq lists its product as uncharacterized. The record is from RefSeq and is a predicted model, not a curated record. Lineage: Eukaryota; Metazoa; Arthropoda; Insecta; Diptera; Tephritidae.